AUGAACGAUUAUAAGAAGAACACUGGUGAUAAUUCUAGCCCAAUUGAUUUAAUUAAUCAAAGAUUACUUGGUUAUUUUUUAGAAGUCUACUCAAAAUUAUAUGAGUGUGUUAAAACUGAACAACUUGAAAAGAAGGAAAUUCUUAAAGAAUUGUAUUCUAUUCUUCGAGAACAAUUUCAAUCUGAUCCAGAUUCUCGUUGUUUAAUUUUUGUUGCUACUAGAAAUUGUGCUUCUAAACUUUCUGAUCAUCUUAAAAAAGUGCCUGAACUUCCAAUUUUUUACAAUAAAGAGGUGAAAAAAUUUUUUGAAUUUUUGAAACAUGGAUCCUACAAAAAUUUUCAAGAAUUUUUGAAAAAUUUUUCAAGAAAUUUUUUAAAAAAAAUUUAAGCGAAACAAAAGCCUCCAACCGAAUACAACCGUUUAGGGAGACCAUUAAGAGCCAAUCGAGGGGACCUGCCCCAAAUUUAUGGUCCAAGAUGUAAUGAUAAGGAAAUCUUUUACAACCCCCAACAGGAAACGGCGGAUUUUUGAUUCGC
Meloidogyne enterolobii is the source of this 536-nucleotide messenger RNA. The record is from the annotation of a GenBank genome assembly. NCBI's taxonomy places the organism in Eukaryota, Metazoa, Nematoda, Chromadorea, Rhabditida, Meloidogynidae.